GCCCCUGGCUUUCCAUCGCCGAAUACUGAUGAUUGAUGCCAAAACCUUGAGGACUUGCUAGUUUCCUCUGUGGGAAGCACCAUUUCAUGGUCUGGAACUCCUGCAGUCUCUGAGGUGCGUCUAACCUUCUUGCAGUCUUCUCUCUGCACUUGAUUUUCAUGCUUCAGAGAGGCAGCAAUUCAGGAUUGCGAAAAGCUCUACUUAGCCAUGGCUGCUAAUGCUAUGCUGGCGAACAGAAUGACGACCGCGCCUUUAAUGGCGGUGGCCUCGUCCUCCACUCCAUCCGCUGCUCUUGAGGCAACCCCUAGGGUAUUUGGCGUGCUCGCAAGAACUGGAGUCCAGAGCAUGCGUCUGAACAGCGCCAUGUGGGGAAUGAAAUUGCAAGCAACGGUCUCUCCUAAGCCGGUGAAGGCAGGAAGCUCUGUUGCCAUGGCUGCAUACGAUGACGACGAGAUCGAGGAGUCCGAAGAAGACAUCACUGCUGCCUACGAAGCCUUGUACGGGAAGGCUUUCGAGGGUUUGAAGAAGGGAGCCGCUGUCGAUGAGAACCUAAGCGAUGACACUAGGGGCAGGCGUGGAGACCGCCGAGGUGGCAAAAACGCCGAUGAUAAGAUGGAAGAGAGAGUGGUGCAAGUUCGUCGAGUUACCAAGGUGGUGAAGGGAGGCAAGCAGAUGUCGUUCCGUGCUGUGGUCGUCAUUGGAGACAAGAAGGGCACAGUUGGUGUGGGAGUUGGAUCAGCGAAGGAGGUCAUCACUGCUGUGCAGAAGUCGGCCACUGACGCCAGACGUCACUUGGUCACCGUGCCCAUGACCAAAUAUCUAACUUUCCCGCACAGAGCCGAUGGAGAGUAUGGCGCUGCCAAGGUGAUGCUCAGACCGGCAGCAACAGGUACAGGAGUCAUUGCUGGAGGCGCAGUGCGUGUUGUGCUCGAGCUGGCAGGAGUGGAGAACGCUUUGGGUAAGGAGCUGGGAAGCAAGAACCCCCUCAACAACGCAAGGGCAGUUGUGGAGGCUGUGGGCAAGAUGAAACAGUUUAGGGAUGUAGCUAGAGACCGUGGAAUCCCCAUGGAGGAGCUCUGGAAGUGACCUCCCCCACUUGGUGUUCAGGUUGGACGGUAUCGAUUAACACAUUAUUGGUUAGUUUUGUAGGAUUUAUUCUGCCCCACUUUGUAGUUGCACCUCAUUCUCUACCUUUCAUACAAAGAACGAUCUUUUCUAUUAUCUUCCACCUUCAUGUCAACUUGGAGGUGGGCUGGACUUCCACCUCUACCGUGAGAGUUUUAAUGCGUGAUUGACUAGGGGCUACGAAUGUGAAGUAUGACGUGAUGCUUGUAAACCCUACACAUUAUCGAUGAAAAUUUAAAUAAAGGUAUUAAUAAUAGAAACCCCAA
This is a messenger RNA of Physcomitrium patens, 1391 nucleotides long. The record is from RefSeq and is a predicted model, not a curated record. NCBI's taxonomy places the organism in Eukaryota, Viridiplantae, Streptophyta, Bryopsida, Funariales, Funariaceae.